Molecule: messenger RNA, 1158 nt
Organism: Coccidioides immitis RS
Lineage: Eukaryota; Fungi; Ascomycota; Eurotiomycetes; Onygenales; Onygenaceae
Exons: 6
Coding region: 1-1158 (385 amino acids)
Source: RefSeq, a predicted model, not a curated record
AUGGUAAAUAUCGGGCUGUCUACGCCUGGCCAUCCAAACCGAGGAUUGCAGCUAUGGCUCGUCGGGGUCGUGAUGGUCUUGGUGGCCGCGAUUUUCGUGAUCGUGCGCCUGGCCGCGAGAUAUGUUCGAAGCGGGAUCCAGAUGGAUGAUUGGACCAUUUUCGCUUCAUUGACUAUUUCAGCGAUGUUUACCCUUUCUCACAAUAUAGCCAUACAUUAUGGAUAUGGGCAACAUUCUAUGGACCUCGAACGCGAUCGAAGGAUCUCCGCACUCAAAGCUUUAUUCGUCUGCCAGGUGCUUUACAAAGUGGUCAUUUGCCUGACCAAAGUAUCGAUAUUAUUGCUCUAUGUGCGGGUCUUCUCGAUAGCCAAGAACUUCACACGGUGCUGUAUUGCCAUGAUUGUAUUCACAAUCAUAUCGGGGAUAGCUUUUCUCGGCCCAACGAUCUGGCAGUGCAGACCAAUUGCCUCCUACUGGGACCGUUCCAUAAAGCACGUUUGUAUAAGUAACCAUGCCACUUGGUUAUCAUACGCCUUGAUCAACAUAGUUACAGACUUCAUGAUACUAUUGCUUCCGGUGCAGCAGGUGCUCCGCCUUCAGCUGAAGCUCCGAGAUAAGAUUUCUAUUAUUAUGAUUUUUAUGCUUGGUGGAUUUGUCUGCAUAACUAGCAUCAUCCGAACUACCAGCCUUGCUGCAUCAUCGAACCUCCAGGAUGUCACCUGGCAUACCAUCGGCGUUUCGGUCUGGAGCACAAUCGAACUCAACACAGGCAUCAUUUGUGCCUGUCUCCCCAUGAUCCGCCAACCGCUCUCGUUUAUUUUCCCCAACCUCUUCUCUGCCUCGGAUCGAAGCAAUUCCCACCCAUACGAGCAUUCAUAUAUGACUGCCUCGCGGCACAAAUCCCGCUGUGAUCGCUCUGUGCCGACGGCAAAUCGGAACUUAACCUGGACCCGAGACCAUGCCGACCACGUAUUCAUUGCGUCUGUGAAACCGGGUGCGCGGGACGGAUACAUGCAUCGAACAGAAAGCGAAGAGAACAUGAUAGACCUGGAACUUAUGGAUCCCAACGGGAAUGGGAUCAUAAAGACAACAAACGUGUCUGUCUCAGCGUUCACGAGGUCUGACUAUGGUCCCUCGCCGUCACAUAGCACGAAGUAA